AUGGCACCAAUCUGUCAGAAGAUUCUGGUCGAAGCCGAGGAAGUUUCCCGCCUGGUUGAAAGGGGUGACCUUGUCGUGAAUGUGCGGGAAGCGGAGGCGACUGAGUUUCACAACGCAGAAGAAUGGCAGGACAAAUAUGAUGGGGAGCGUCAGCGGAGGCAAAGCGCCCAGAUCAAGCUGACAAGUCUGCAAGCAAAGCUCGAGAGCGCGACGCAAGCGCUGGCUGCAAGGGAAGAAAAGUGCACUAGCAUGAAGAGGGAACUUCAGACAAUGCAGAGUGAGCUUGCAACUAGCUCGGAGAGAGAGGGCCGGCUGACCAAGGACUUGGCACAACUGAAGGAGAGGUUAGCGGAUGAGAAAGCUCAGGGGGAGGGGGCCGUCAGGGCUGAGAAGCUCAGGCAUGAGACGGAGCUUAAACUUCACACCGAGCGGCUCAACAGAGAGCGGCAAGAGCUCGAAAAUAUGGCCAGCCGUGAAGGAGCAGAGAGUUUGGCCGGGGCUCAGAAAAAAGUCUACGCGGCCAGUCAAACGGUCAGAGGGUCCGAACAAUCGGACAGGAUCAAGCGGUCUGGGGCGGACGCUCGGGGUAAAGCGCAGGGGGCACAGGAGGAGCCUGACUGCUCAUCCCUCAAAGACCGGCUAGCGCAGACGGAGGCCAAGCUGCACGAAACCGAGAGACGCCUGCAGCAGGCUACGUCGCUUUCCACGGAGAUCGAAAAGGAGUUGGCGCGGGUGAAGCAGCAGCUUGCGGGGUCCUCGGACGCGAACCGCUUCACCAACCAGGCCUCGCUCGGUUCGGCUAUGAGGCGGGUUGUGAAGAGCAUUGCGGCCUGCGCCCAGAGCCUGACGCACGAGCCGCAAGCCACGGGGCGGGAGCUCGCUUCACGGGCUGCCAGGGAAUGCAGGCUGAGCAGCCUGCUCUCGGACGUCCUUUUCGAGGGGUUCGAGAACGAGAGCUUCAGAAGGGGGGGCUCGGCAAGCCUCUACGGGAGGGCCGAGCGCUGCGCCAAGUACGAGCAGUCCUACGUGGCGUUCGUAGAGGGUGACGCCCCGGAGUCAGCGGAGUUUCGGGCGUUUGCGGACGAGAAGACGCGCGUCCUGGCCGCGAACAUCCGUGACAAGGGGGGCCGAGACUUCGACAAGAACUGGGCGGAAGCGCUCAGACACGUGUACGCCCUCCAUUUGCUGGCGCUAGCGUUCACCGUCCCUCCCAGAUUGAUCCGCCGGCAGCAGGGGGAUCCCUUCGACCCAAUGUUCUGCGAGCUUGAUCCGGCUUGCUCGACUAACGGCGGGGCGUUCACUAAGAAAGUAGCGUUUUCAGUCUAUCCGGGUCUUUGCCUCCUGGACGAAGUCGUACCGGGGCUGAAGUGCCAAGUGUACUUGGAACCUAUGCAGGCAGGCAGUAACCGAUUUGCUUGA
This is a messenger RNA of Klebsormidium nitens, 1419 nucleotides long. The record is from the annotation of a GenBank genome assembly. NCBI's taxonomy places the organism in Eukaryota, Viridiplantae, Streptophyta, Klebsormidiophyceae, Klebsormidiales, Klebsormidiaceae.